Molecule: messenger RNA, 1043 nt
Organism: Rhinichthys klamathensis goyatoka
Lineage: Eukaryota; Metazoa; Chordata; Actinopteri; Cypriniformes; Leuciscidae
Product: putative gustatory receptor clone PTE03
Exons: 1
Coding region: 54-971 (305 amino acids)
Biological process (GO): G protein-coupled receptor signaling pathway
Cellular component (GO): membrane
Molecular function (GO): olfactory receptor activity
Source: RefSeq, a predicted model, not a curated record
UGUGUCUGCUUUCAUCCACAGGUCAAUGAAUCCAUCCUUUGCUUUUAGAAAAAAUGGAAAAUGGAACAAACUUUUACUUGAUGUUGUUUGAAAAUAUUGGGUACAUAAGAUAUGCAUUCUUCAGUUUGGGAAUUAUUCUAUACUGUGCUAUUAUAUUAUUUAAUGGCUUUAUAAUUCUUGCAAUUUAUCUGGAAAGGACUUUACACCUGCCCAUGUACAUUCUGAUUUCAUGUUUGUCCAUCAACUCUGUGUUUGGAACAGCUGCUUUUUUCCCAAGGUUACUGACAGAUUUGGUGUCUGAUACACACUUGUUGUCCCGUGCAGCAUGCCUCUUACAGGCUUUUGUCAUUUAUUCAUAUGCAUCAAAUGAAAAUACAAUAUUAAUGAUAAUGGCAUUUGACAGAUAUGUAGCAAUCUGUAAACCUUUACAAUACAGCAGCAUAAUGACUCCCAGGAUUGUAUCUGUUUUAAUAGCUAUAAGCUGGAUUUAUCCAAUGCUUUGUGUUGGUAUUGCUGGUAUUUUAAAUGCCAGACUGACUAUGUGUGGUAACAAACUGUGGAAAGUGUAUUGUCACAACUGGGAAAUAGUCAAGCUUUCUUGUGAAAACACUAUUAUAAAUAAUGUUUUUGGCUUUUUCAUAGUGACCACAACUGUUAUUAUGCCUUUCACUUUUAUAUUAUAUUCCUAUGUUAGAAUUCUUAUCAUUUGUACAAAAAGUUCAGCAGAGUUCAGGAGAAAAGCAUAUCAAACUUGUGUUCCACACAUAGUCAUCCUUUUAAAUUUCUCUAUUGCUCUUUUUUGUGAGGUCACUUUGAGUCGGGUCACGACUUUGGAUCUCCCUCUAGGCCUGUCAAUUAUUCUUUCACUGCAGUUUCUUAUUGUACCACCCAUCCUGAACCCUCUUGUUUAUGGUUUAAAUUUUCCUGAAAUUCGCAAAAAAAUUAUAUGUAUUAUAAAAGCAUCCAAAUAGAUGUGUUUUUGAUGUAAUAUAUACUAUACAGGAUUGGAUUUCUCAUAAGCAUCAUAUGUUUAUCGUGGAGAC